Messenger RNA from Punctularia strigosozonata HHB-11173 SS5, 693 nucleotides. RefSeq names its product aquaporin-like protein. Gene Ontology annotation, biological process: transmembrane transport. The transcript is spliced from 4 exons. The record is from RefSeq and is a predicted model, not a curated record. Lineage: Eukaryota; Fungi; Basidiomycota; Agaricomycetes; Corticiales; Punctulariaceae. Bases 1 to 693 code for a protein of 230 amino acids. Gene Ontology annotation, cellular component: plasma membrane. Gene Ontology annotation, molecular function: water channel activity.
AUGCUCCGCCGCGGCGCGCUCGCGACCGACCUCCAAGCGGCCGCGCUCGAAUACGUCGGCACGACGACGUUCCUCCUCCUCUUCUUCGGCGCCAUCCAGGCCGUCUCGGUCCAAGACCCGAACGUGGCCUCCUCGCCUAUCGUCGAGACGCAGCUUUACAUCGCCACCUCAGGCGGCAUCUCCCUCCUCAUCUCCGCCUGGCUCUUCUUCCGCGUCACUGGCGCGAUCUUCAACCCCAACGUCGCGCUCGCGCUCGUGCUCUGCAAGAUCAUCAGCCCCAUCCGAUUCGUGCUGUUUUGCAUCGCGCAGCUGCUCGGCGGGAUCACCGCUGCGGCGUUGAUUCUCGCGUUGACCUCAGGGGCCACGUCUUCGAACACCACGCUCGGACCGAAUAUCAACUCUGCCCAGGGCGUAUUCAUCGAGAUGUUCAUCACGGCCGCGCUCUGCCUCGCCGUGCUCAUGCUCGCCGCCGAAAAGCACAUUGCGACCCCCUUUGCACCGGUCGGCAUCGGCCUCACCCUGUUCGCGGGCUUGCUAUUCGCGAUACCAUACACGGGCGGAUCGAUGAACGCGGCGCGUUCCUUCGGACCCGCCGUCGUUUCAGGCUUCCCGCACGGGAACCACUGGAUCUACUGGGUCGGCCCCGGUCUCGGAUCCCUCCUCGCCGUCGCCAUCUACUGGGUAUUAAAAUAG